This is a messenger RNA of Drosophila serrata, 11772 nucleotides long. RefSeq names its product bitesize (gene btsz). Gene Ontology annotation, cellular component: plasma membrane; exocytic vesicle. Gene Ontology annotation, biological process: intracellular protein transport; exocytosis. Gene Ontology annotation, molecular function: neurexin family protein binding; small GTPase binding. The record is from RefSeq and is a predicted model, not a curated record. Lineage: Eukaryota; Metazoa; Arthropoda; Insecta; Diptera; Drosophilidae.
UCCAGUCGGCUAGUGGCGAUUGGCUAAAGGACGCCUACACCUUGGGAUCCUGCACGGCUGUCGACCAUCUGACCACCAGCGAUGUCCUGAGGAAGAGCAUACGUCGUUCUUGGACCAUAUCAAAUCCCGAGGACGAUCCGAAUAAUCCCAACUCGCAGCAACCGGUGGCCGACAAUCUAUAUCCGCAGCAGCAGCAUCUAAUCGAGGCCCAGUCGGCGGGCAGUUAUCCCACCCUGCACCAACACCAUCAGCAGCAUCACCUACCCCAGCAGCCGCGACCCGCUCACGUCGCUGGAUACGGUAGUGGCACUGCCACGCCCACCGCCACCAGCCGGUGGCAGCUGGGUCGCCGGGUCCUGCGUCAGUCCACGCUCCCGAGCAGCCUCACCAACGACCCAGCGCUCAGCGGCAGCGGAGCCAAUCUGGCCAACUACAACUCGGUGAAUCUCACGGCGCCCACGUCGCCGCAUCAGCUGCAGAAGAGUCCGCUUUAUCCGAGCGCCUACAACAGUGACGACGUCAUUCACAUGAACACGGUGGCAUCCCAGGGAAUGGGCGGAGUGGAGGUGACAGUGGGCGACUGCGACAACUACGCACAGCAGCAGCAGCAGCAACAGCCUCAGCAACCCCAGCUGGAGGUCACACCCACGCACCAUCGACUGCAGGUGCGCCGUCAGUCCACAUUGCCCGCCCAGCCAACGCCGACCAUCUACAUGUCCACGUCCCCGAACCGGCUGUACAGUCGCUCCCCGGAGCGCUCUCCGGGCGAGCCACAGCGCUAUCCACCCUUCAUGCGCCAGACCUCGUUUCCGGAGCCGCCAAGCACGUAUCAUCGCACCAAGCUGCUGCCCUCGGGCUAUGAAUCUGCGGUGCCGACUAAUCCGGCUCCGCCGCUUAACUACGAGUCCCAGGCCUCGAGCCUGGCCAGCGAUGAACAGGACGCCGGGCCCAUGCCCAAGCCGCGGAUGACGCGCCAGGCGACGUUGCCGAAUCCCGAUCAGCAUGUCAAAUUGUUGCCCACAUCGCCGCCUAAACGCCAGACUUCACCGCAAUUCCGCCGAUCCCCGGAGUUCAUGCGUCAACAGACGCUGCCCAAUCCGGAGGCCUUCACCAGCGGCAAUACCCUCACCGUGCACGCUGCUCCUCCCGGAAAAUUUAUGCCCAUCUCGCCCAGGGCCAAGCAGAACUUCCUCUUUCCCAGCGUACAGAAUCCCCGGCAGUUCCUUUCGCAGCCCCAUGUGCCCGCGGCGGGGACCACGGAGCUGGGCAGCGGCGGUAGUGUGGCCAGUGCCAGCGGCACCGGUCCCGGCGAACAGUACUCCAGCAGCCAGAGUGUGAACAUUCACCACUCGCGGGAUCCGCAUGCCAAGAUGAUCAAGGUGCGUAGUCACAGCAACGAGGAGUACUCGAACACAAAGGGACAUCCAGAGAACCGGAGGCUGCUGCCGGAGAUUCCCACCACGGCGGUGCAGAGAUCCGCUAGCCGCUCGCCCAGCCGCUUGGUUCGGCAGGAUUGCCUCAAGGAGGAGAGGACCUUCGGGGAGGCAAAGCAGCAGUUCCACCAGUUCCCCGACGUCACCGAGGAACUGGAGAACCGGCCGGAGUACGUGGAUUACUUUGGGGACAGUGCCACCAGCUUUUUGGAGUCCGAUGAGAUGCAAUACGAGCGGAACUACAAUGCGGGCUUCAGCAGUGAGCCUCGCAUCAUCUACAACAAUGGCUCCGACGAUGGAUCAGGCUACCAGGCCGCCUCCCAGAGGCCCAUUUACAGUGCUGAAAAUGUCCUGGCGGACUCCGGCUACGGUGGAGGAGGCGUGGGUCUUGGAACCACUGUGGGGUCAGGUGGAAUGCCUGGAUAUUACCCGGAUAUGGGAACCCCGCAGAACUUCUACGGUGGCGCCGCCUUGCCCCGCACCCCGCUGAUGCACAAUCGUAUGCGGCGACGCCAGUCUCGGGAACUGCAGAUGCAGCAAGAGGAGCUGGCCCAGCUCUCACAGACCACGGAUGUCACUGUUGAACCAGUUGCCCCAUCAGGCGGAAGUGCCUCUGACGGUCAUGCCACCGAGCGGCGGAAGCCGGAGCAAAUGCGCUCUGUUUCCGAGGACUCUGGAGCCAAAACCACACCAAAGCCGGUCACCCGACGCUCCUUUUCCCAUCCCGAAAAGGACACACAGCCCCAGCAAAAGAAGACGGAGGCUUCGAAGAUUCCCAGCCCGCGUCCACUGGCCGACAUUCUGGACAAGACGCGUGGAAACUCCAAGAUACCGCAGGCGCGUCGCCGUAAUAGCCGCACUGGGAUCGGUGAGGCCGAGGAGGGUAGCACGCCCCAGCACAUUUACUCCUUCCAUCAACAGCUUAUGCAUAGAAACUCUGAUUUAGCCAUGCGCCUCAAAAAAACAGAACUUCCUGUCGCCACAGUAGCAGCCAGCGGUCAGCAGGACGAGAGUCCGCCUCCAAAUGCGAAUAAUUCCCAGGGGUCAGAGCAGCCGGUCAACGGCAAAUCCCUGGAAUCCACGGCCAACGCCGAUGACGCAGCGGGAGCCGGCGCCCACACCAGCACCUUGGGCGAGCAGGAGCUGCAGAAUGCAGUGGAGGCGGCUGCCGUGGUCUUUAAGAAAGUGGUCCUGCAACGUCGCAAGGAGAAGGAAAAGGAGAAGGCCGCCGAAGAAGACGGCGCAGAGCAGCAGCUGUCCGCGAUUUCCGGUGAUAUGGGAUCGGGAGGAGGAGGAGGCGCAGGGUGCGAUGCCAUGGAAACGUCAUCGUCAUCGGAGCUGGACUUCAGGUGUUCCACACAGCACGGACGCCAGCAGCAGCAGUCGCAGUACAGCGUCGAAGCUGACGAGUUCAAGCUCGUCUUCCUCAACUCGGAUUCAUCCUCGUCCUGUCACGGCGAAGAGGAGGAGGAGGAGGAGGAACAGGAUGACUCUGACUCCUCCUGUUCCACGCACCACUGCCACAGCAUUGUGAGCAAUGUGGAGGACUGCGAUUGGGAUUACUUUGAGCCCUCGAUGAUCUCCACGACCACAACCACCACAACCACUACCAUGAUUGCCUAUUCGACCGCCCGGGCCACCCCGCCUCCGCCGCCCCGAGUGCGUCAGUGCCAAUCCAGCGACAGUGACUCCCCACUUGUCCAGCGUCGUCCGCCAGGACUGAGAAACAGUUACUGCUCCCGCAUCCGGGAGAGCGACACAGGCACCGACGAGGAGUUCGUACUAAACACCGAGAGCAGUUCGCAGACCAGCUCCGACCAGACGCCGCCACCAGUGCCGCCGCCUCCGCAUCCACUCAGUAUGAAGACCAGGAUUAAGACCAGGUUCCUAAAGAACCAUCACAACCAUAAUCACAGUCGAUGCAGCUGCAAUCCCAGCCAGCAGCAGACGCAGCAAUUGCCACCACAGCCGCAGUAUGUACCGAUACCCGUGCCCGUGCCCAUUCCCGUGCCUAUGGCGGCCUAUCCCAACUGGGCGGAGAUGCAUGGCCCCGGGAAUCCCCUCCUCGAGCAGGACGAUCAGCUGGCCGCCUCGUUGCAGCAACUCUGGCAGGCGGCCGGCCAGCAGCAGCAAUUCGCAGCCAUAGUGGCGGCCUAUUCGCAACAAUUUGCGGCGGCGGCGUCCAGCAACAACAUGUUCGAUGCAACGCCGCCGGUCUCCACCAGAAGCUGCCAGCAGCUGCCCACCACACCACCGCCACUGAUGCCGCUAAUGCCGCAGCGCCUGCGCGGCCUAGGCGGCUUCAAGUCGUCUGCCCCGGAGCUAAGUGCCUCGCUGGGAUCACUGAUGACACAGUCGCUGUGCUCCUCCAUGCACUCCUCCUCAUCAUCGUCGACAAGUACCUCGGGCUAUGGUACGGCGGGCAGGAGUUUGGAGACGCUGUCCACUAAUACCACAAGGGCUGCCAACUCGCUGCAGCAACAGCAACAGCAGCAACAACAGCAGCAGCAGCAGCAGCAACAGCAACAGCUUUACCAACAAAUGGCCAGCAAUGCUUUCAAGCCAAAGCCAACAAGUUUAGUAGCGUCGCGUUCGCCGUCGAGUGAGCAACAAUCCGAAACGAGCAACGCGCGUCGCAGCAGCAGCGGCAACAGUGAGAGCGGGGACGAUAGCAGCAACAUCCACACCAAGAGGAGCAACACCACAACGCCCACAACUCAGAGAUUGUGUAAUGUUUAUGAUAAAACCAGCGAAGGCAACAGUGCCAGCGGCGGCGUCAGCGGCACAUUGCCUGUGCCAGCAGAGACACAUGUUGCCAGUGUCGCCAGUGAUAAGCUGAGCACGCCAGCAACAUCCGUCGCCUUCGCCGACGCUCAGAGAGCGGCGAAUGCCAGCAAAUACCAUUCCGAGAGCCGAAAUCUAUGCGAAACCCGGCCAGCGGCAACAACACAAACCUACCUGGCCAGUAGCGGCAACAGCAACAACCAGAGGAGCAGCCAUAGCCACAGCCAAGAAGAAGUGGAAACGAAUAUACAUAAAAAUCAAGUACCAGCAGCAGCAGCACAAACUCAGACUCAGUCUCAGACGCAAAGGCAAACACAGGCACAAGCACUAGCAACUCCUGCGGUAAUAACUCGUUUCGGCGGACUUGCAGUCGAAAAUGUGGCCAGGCCCAAGCCCAAACCGAGGGCCCAGCAGCUAGAUCCCAUAGAGCAGCACAAAGCUGCCAAGAAUUUGUCCUCCAAUCGACUUACAGAGAGCAACAUGUCCGAUGAGGCAUCAUCACCGGCCGCCGCAGCCGCCUCCGUUAUGCAUCUGCAGAGCGAGAGCUAUGCGGCCAGCAGUCCCGAUGAGGCCAGUAGCACCAGCAGCCACGACGAGGAGGAGCAGGCGGUGCAGGCGAUGAGACCCCGCAAGGCCACUCAGCGGAGCUACAAUGUGGCAGCCGCCAUGCAGGCGGACGAGGAGGAAACUGAGGAGCAAGUAGUGGAGCUGGAGCGCCACCACAGCACCACCAGCGAUGCCAGCUCCAGUUCCAGCUCGAACUCCAGCUCCAGCUCCGAGUCUUGCGACUCCGAUGACACGGGAACCGUGGCCGAUCGCCGUCCCAAGCGACGGCGCUUCAACAAGGUGUUUGUGGUCAACCGACAGCCGGGCGCCCGGCGCCAGCGACGCAGCUCCUCCACCGAGGGCGACUCCCUGUCCUCCUCGGAGGCCAAUCUAGAGGACUCAUCCGAUAACGACACUGACACCGAGCGCACCGACUGCGGCAUAGUGCUCAACUAUGUGAAGCCGCUCGAAGCUGAGGCGGAGGAGGAGCCGAAGGGGCCCGCCGCACGUGAUUGCCAAUCGAGUGACGACGACGACGACGAUGAUGAAAGUGAACGCCACCGCGUUGCCAACUCAAGCGAUGAGCUGGCCAACUGCAUUGUGGUGGUGGGCGGCCAGACUGACGACGGCGACGGUGUGGUGCUGCAUCGCAUGCGAUCUCUGCCAGACGCCGAGGCAGAGCCGGAGUUGGAGCAACUAGAGCGCCGCCGUGAUGAUGUGAUGGAUGCCUGUGAAGAGCUCCACAGCAUCUCGAACGAUGUGAAUCGGCUGCUGGAGCUGCACAAGCAAAACUCCCAGCUGGAGAUGAAGCUGCAGCGCCUGCGCCAAGGAGUGGCCGAAAUCAAUGAGGACCUGCAGCUGACCACGGGUGCUUCGAGCACUUCUCUGGCUGCCGCCCACUCAGGUAGCAGCGCCUCACCUGGCGGGAAACCCAACGAAUGCACGAAUGCAACCCCUGCUUCGCGGAAAAGCCUCUCAAGCGUACCAAGUUCUAAUGACGACGAUGGGAUGUCUACCUGUGAGCAGGUAAAUGCAAAUAGCGAUGGCCAGGUAAAGGUACAACAAGCGAAAGAGGAGGCGAAAGAGGAGAAGGAGGAGAAGGAGGAGAAGAACGAGGAGGAGGAGGAGGAGCAAACAGCUGAGCAAACGCAGAGGGUCGGCGCAUGCAGCGAAGCAUGCAAAAUAAACGAAAACAGCGACUACUCGCUGGACUCGCUCUCCACACACGCACACUCCGACCUGGCAGCGAGUAGCGGAGCACCUGAGCCGCUCGAGCAGGUACCACUCCGCUCUCGUCUACCUGUCGCUCGCCGCUCUCAAGCCGAUGGCGCAGCCGAAGAGCCCAACCGCUAUCGCUCCGAAAACGAAAACGACAUCGAAUCGGAAUCGGAGUCGGAGCCAUCGCCAGUCGAACAUGAGAUGUUAAACGUUGUGGUUGCCCCACGCUCCGCGUUAUACGCCGGCAGUAACAAUAACAACAACAAUAGUAAUACUAACGAUACCGAUACCACGAACAACGAACCUGGCCAUAAUGACGCUUUCGCAGCACAAAAGACCAACAACAACAGAGGCAGCAGCGGCAACAGCGGCAGUGACGUAGUGCUGGCUACACCUCGUGCAUUUGAAAGCGGUGAAAACGACGGCUGCGACUACGACAAGAUAUUCGGAACCCGCCAGCCAAAGAGUACUCAAUCAGCUGGAGCCAUGUCUGGAGCUGCAUCUUCGCCAGCAGCCACAGCAUCCGCCAGCGAACUGGCUUCGCCAAAAAAUUCACUUUCAGCCAAGUACCGCAGCCUGGUCAUGAUCACGAAAGACAACGAAAGUGCAGCUGCAGCAACAAAGGCUGGCGGCGAUUACGAAACGACCAACACCAGCGCUAGUACCAACUCCGGCAACAACAAAGCAGGCCCGGGCCCAAACAGCUUUGGCCAGAACCUCACCCAUGACUCACUUCGCGCCAUGGAACUGCUGAGCAGCGAUCGCGACUCGUACAGUGUGGACUCGCUGAAUGAGCCCACCAUCAGUGGGCAGCCGGAGCUUUGUCUGGAGGAUGGCCUGGCCGACGACGACUCCUGGGUGGAGGAGCUGAGCCAGCACGGUGAGGAGGAUGAGGAUGAGAAUCUAAGCAAUGCCACCACCACGCCCACAGCCACGGACUCGGAGGAUGCCGAAGGUGAGACCGAGAACGGACGGCGGCAUGGCUAUGUGGAUCGAGAGGAGGAGCUGAGGGGCUAUAACCGAUCGGCCAUUGACUUCACCCUGCACACCAUCGUCGAGGAGAGUUGCGAGGAGAGCGAGGUGGCCUCCCUGCGGGCGGACAACGAGGACGCCGAGCUGGAAGAGGAGGAUCUGGCAGAACGGCGGCGACAGCGGACACUGCAGCACCACCAUCGGCUGAGUGCCUCCGAGCUGGAGAAGUACUUCUUCUUUGGCUUGGGUGACGGUCGGGUGAUGAGCUCGAUCGACACACGGGGCGACGACACCGCCUCGGAGGUGAGUUCCGAGUGCUCGGAGAGCCUGGACUCACUGCCGCACGAAGAGCAGCUGCUGGAGAGUGGCGGCGCCUCUGACCUGGCUUCCUCCCGCCUCGAGAAGUACUUCCUCUCUGGCUUUAUGGGCUUCAGUGGAGCCGAGAAGCAAGCGGACAGCGACGAAAGUGGCGGCAGUGUGGGCAGUGACAGUGAAGGUCACCCGAGUCCCAGCCAGCGCCGCAAGCGCCUGGUGCGAGCCAGGGGCACACCCCGCAGCCACAACUCAUCGUUGGACAAUCUCCUCUUGCCCGAGACGGAUCCAAUGGAUGCCACGGUGACGGCUAAUGCUACUAACGCUGCUGUAGAGGACACCUCGGAGUCGGAGGCUGGCUGCGACGACACUGUGAUCCAUCUGGCCAAUGCCGGAGCCUCCGAUGGCUCUUCUUCGGACACCAUCAAGCGGAAGAAGCAGCUGCGCAAGCGCCACGACUCGUUGGAUGAGAAGAAGCUGCAUGACCUGGAGCCCUCCGAGUGCCGGACACCCACACCUGGCAGCAGUGGCCAAGUGCAGAUGCAGUCCCAAGCCAAGAAGCAACAGCAGCAGCAUCACCACAGCCGUGACAGUGGCUUUGUGGGCAGCAAUGAUGACUUGUUGAAGGCGGCACCGGACUGCGAGCCACCCAAGAGCCCCACCUCAGCAUUGGAACAGAUCAGUGAGGAUCGGGAGCCGGCUGCGUCCCAGAUCAGUCUGGCCAAGAUGGAUCUUCCGAGUACCUCGGCCGCAGCAGCUGCAGCAGCAGCGACAUCGGCAGCCGCCUCUCUGGUGCCCAGCCAGAGGAGAAACCUCACCCUGCCCAAUCUGGUGCGCAAGGAUAGCUUCAACAACUGGAGCUCCGACGAGGAGACCAACCUGAUGAUGAGCAAGAUGCGGCAAUUCUUCAAGACCCUGAUCGUGGCCACCGCCAAUGCGCAGCAGAGCAAGCCCAGCACACCCAACCAGGGUCAGGGACAGAGCAGCAGCACCACGCCCAGCUCCCAGCGGAGGCUGUCCAAAUCCCGGCCAGCUCAGUUGGCCUACUUUGAGAACGAGCUGACGCGCCUGAUGAAAACCGUUCCGGGCAUCAACGACGACCAGGUGCGCGAGAUCGUCGAGUACCUGAGCAGCGAGGACACAUGGUCGGAUUCCUACGAUUCCUCGGAUUACACCAGCUCCGACCUUGAAGGUGGCGAAAGGAAGGGCCAACUAAAGGCCCAGAUCUCGGCCAGCUGCCAGCAGAUCAUCAACAAGUUCGAGGUGGACGAGGAGGGAGAUCGUGGCGAUGGCGGACUGCUGGACGAGAGCCAGGCCGUGCCCAUGGAGGCGCUGGUCUACCAGAAGCUGGUGGCCUCCUUCAGCAAGGUGGCUGCAGGAGGCGAGCGCGAACCUGCGACGGAAGCAGACAAGGAUAAGGUCGAGGAGAAGGAGCAGGCCAGCACAGAGCGGUCGCCGCAACUGUUCGCCAAGGUGAUGCAGCACAUCGGCACCCGGCUGGUGGCCUUGAUGCACGAGGUGAGCAGUGGCAAUGAGACGCCGACGCCCUCGCCACAGGGCCAGCGUCACCACCGGCGGCUGCAGGCCAAGAUCUCGGCCACCACGACGGAGGACGAGGAAGACGAGGUGGAGGAACAGCUGAGGGCUAUGCCCCUGAAGCAGCUGAAGCUGCGCAGCAGAUCCCACGAUCUAUUGCUCGAUGGCAUCACGCCGCAUGUCCAUCAUUUGCAUCACCAGGCCACCGUGCAUCAUCCAGGAGGAGGUGCAACGGGACAAGGAACAGGAGCAGGAGGAUCUUCAUCGGGACCCGGACACUCGGACAACGCCGGGGAGGAGUGCGGCAUGGCCAGCGACUACGAGAGAUUCUCGUGGCGCGGCAGUUUUGAGUCGGCAUUACUGGCUAAUGGCGACAGCAGAACGAGGCUCAGCCAGCUGAGCCAACUGGACAGGGAUAACUCGUCGUCUGCGUCCGCUUUGGCUGUGGCAAAGCGCCGAUCGGCAGGCGACCUUCUCUUCAGCCAGCACCAGCAGAGCCUGAGCCGCGAGCAGCUCGACCGUGUCCGCUCCUGCGGCAGCAUCGGAGGCGGUGACGCCCAUCACCACCAGCUGGAGUCGUCGCCAGCGAAGCCCUGGCUUUCAUCGGCGGGCUCCUCGCUCGGCGGUGACUCCACCAAGGAUGUGCGGAGAUCCAGUGUGCCGGAUGCCAUCUACGAGACGGACUCCAGCGACGAGUCACCGUCGAAUCAGUUUGGAGGAGCCCGCUCCACGCUGCCGCGCAGCCUAAACUCUGGCCAGGUGGUGGCCAGCACCAACUCCCUGCCGCGCCUGCCUACCACUGGUGCGGGUGGUGCACCCAUCACCAGCACACCCAAAACGAAGUCGCAGAGCGCCCUCAACUACACUCCCUCCAACUCAUCCACCGUCUCGGCCACGGGCAGUGCCAAGAGUGCGCGGUACCGCUCCCCAGGACUGGCCGCUCGAGCAGCGGCUGUCAAUGGUGGUGUCAGCGGUGUCAGUGGCGGUGGAGUGGGCAGUGCUGGUGGUGGCAGUGGCUCCACUGGCAAGAAACUAGGCGCGGGCUUCCAGUUCCUCUACUCCAAGCGAGAUGCGCGCAAACGUCUCAACAUGUCAGCGGAGGAGGCCAAAGUCGCCGCCGAGGAGCUGACUCGAUCGCCGGUGAUUGGAAGUCGUCAGGCAGAUGCCAGCGCCAGUCCGAUCCAGUCGCGUGCCUCCAGCGAAACGUGGCCACAGCAGUCGGAUGAGGACAUCGAUCGGCUGGUGGCCAUGCACCAAAACCGCAGCAGUCUCAGCUCCCUGGGGGUUCGCUCGGAAUCCAUGGCCAGCGUUUACUCUGGCGCCGGCGAAGGUCGCUAUGGCACCGUGGUGGUCAAGGGUCAGGUGGAGUUUGGCAUGCAGUACAACUACAAGCUGGGCGCCCUGGAAAUCCAUGUGGUGCGCUGCAAGGAUCUAGCCGCCGUUGAUGCCAAGCGCAAUCGCAGCGAUCCCUACGUGAAGGUGUACCUGCUGCCCGACAAGUCCAAGGCUGGCAAGCGCAAAACCAAAGUCAAGAAGCACACCCUGAAUCCCAUCUUCGAUGAGACGAUGCGCUUCCACACACCCAUCUCCAGCCUGGAGUCGCGUACGCUCUGGCUGACCGUGUGGCACUCGGAUAUGUUUGGGCGAAAUGACUUCCUCGGCGAAGUCAGUGUCAAUUUGCAAGGACGCGUCUUUGACAAUCCCCAAUCGCAGUGGUACCUGCUCCAAGAGCGAAGCGAACCCUUCGAUGAGGUGGCCACCUACCGAGGCGACAUUGUAGUGGGCCUGAAGUACAUUCCCCCGGAGAGUCUAAAGUCCUCGUUCUUCUCUCGCGGCUCCUCGCUCACGGGCAGCUCCUCGAACCUUCGAAAAUUCGGUGGCAGCAUCAAGUCGGUGACCUCCAAGUCGGAUCGCAGCACCAAGGGUGGCCAGCUGCAUGUGCUGGUUAAGGAGGCCAAGCAUCUGAGUCCCAUCAAGGCCAACGGCACCUGCGAUGCCUUCUGCAAGAGCUAUUUGCUACCGGAUCGCACAAGGAGCUCCAAGCAAAAGACUCCAGUGGUGAAGCGCACUCUGCAUCCCAGCUGGAACUAUACCUUUGUGUACGAGGAUGUCUCCCUGGAGGAUUUAUCGGAGCGCGCCUUGGAGCUAACAGUAUGGGAUCACGAUCGACUGGCAAGCAAUGAGUUUGUUGGUGGAAUUCGCUUCUCUCUCGGCACAGGUCGCAGCUAUGGCCGUCAGGUGGAGUGGAUGGAUGCCACCGGCAAGGAGCUCUCCCUGUGGCAGAACAUGCUGGAUCGUCCCAACUUUUGGGUGGAGGGCAGCUUGGUGCUACGCUCCAGCUUGGAUGGCAUUCGAGCCACAUUGCCAUAGGGAGUCUAAAGGAGCCAGGAGGUGUCACACAGCAACACUGCAUUGUAUUGUAUUGUAUUGUAUUUGUAUUAAUUAUGCGAUAAUUAUCAAUUAGCGAUCACAAGAAUUCUGAGAAGCAUUACUAGCGUUGUAAGGAUAAUGGCUGGAAGGAUCAGCACUUACACAAGUUAGAGUUAAGUGCGUGAUGAUGAUGAUACUCGAAUACGCCGGAGCGCGGCAAUAACGCUGCGAAAAGAAACAAAAAACUAUAAAAAAAUGAAAAAAGAAAAUGUUAUCAUGUUUAUGGCACUAAUUGUAAGCGCUAUUCUCAGCUACUCGAUGCUGAUAAAAACCAUGAAAAACUGUAAAAACCACUAUGAGACCCAAGGUUGGUCCCCCUAGAUACUAAGCGAGUUUGUAUGUGUGUUUUUUCCCCACCUCUCCCCCCCGAGAGAGGCAAUCGCAAUUCGCAUACUGUAUGCACUAAACUACGAUUAAAAUACCACUAAAAAACGUAUAUAUAUAUACACUAAAUACCUAGUUAAAUCGAGGCAUAAGCUUACCAUGUACAACUCUAUCCGUAAUAUUCGAAUACGAGAAAUACAAAUGACAUUUUUGUAAA